GGCCCUCGAACACGGAGGACAGCGAACAAUCUUACGGACCCAGCCGGUGUUCUGCAGAGUUUUUAUUAUAGAUCCAUGGUGUUCUGUCGAAAUGGGCUGCUCCGUCGAAAUGACGUGAUUUUCGUGCGCCUCUCACGCGUUCCACACAACAAGACUCGGUUUACUCAAACAACGCAGAGGUUCUUUUUCCAAAUGUAGCUUCUUUACAUUUAGCACAGAGUUUGUUGCAAUGGCAGACAAGAAUCCACGACCAGUUCGCGGCAGAAGAAAGUCCGGGUUUGAGGAUGUUCAAAGAAAUGGAGAAGAAGAAAAGGAGCGAGGCCAAACUGAGGUGAUUCUUGGAGAUUCCUUCCAGCGAUGGCGCGCACUGAAGCAGGAGAAGGGACUAAAGACGGACGCGUUGGUCGCUAAAUUUCUUCUGGACAGGUGUGCCCCAGAGUUUAGUGGUGUGAGCGUGAAGACAGAAGAGUCCUCACUGCUUCAACAAAGAGAAACUGAGCAGAGAGAUGACACACAGGGAGAGGACAUCAAAUCAGAGACACACGUCCACUCUGAUACUGAGGGAGACACAGAGCACUCUUCUGACAUUGACAGUGAUGAAGACUGGAGAGCUCCAUUCAGCUGUUCAGGUGUCCAGCUCCCCUCUUCGAGUCCUGCUCUGACUCCACAGAUUAAAGAAGAACCCAACAUCAAACAGGAGGAAGAGCAGCUGCAAGUUUCUGUCCCAGAGUUUACUGUUGUGACUGUUAAAACAGAAGAGUCCUCAGAGGACAUUGAAGUAGAGACAUUUGUCUACACAUCGGACACAGAGGAAGAGGACAUCAUAGCAGAGACAUUUGUCUACAUAGAGGACACAGAAGAAGAGGACAUUGAGGCAGAGACACACAUCCACUCAGAGACUGAGGAAGACACAGAGCACUCUUCUGACACUGACACUGAUGAAGACUGGAGAGCUCCACUCAACUGUUUACCUGCACACAUGGACACAGGGGCUGAUGGAAGCCACCAAAACCAAGAGACCAGAGUCACUGUGAACAAUGGAGACAUGUCAGGAGCUGAUGAAGGAGCUGAGAGCAGGAAACAUGAGUGCCCUGUUUGUAAAGAGAGAUUUGGAUCUACAUAUAAACUUCAAAUACACAGGAGAGUUCACACAGGACGGGAGUCAUUCAGCUGUUCAAUCUGUAAGAAAGAGUUUACAGGAAACUCUCAUCUCCAAAAACAUAUGAGGACACACACAGGAGAGAAACCAUUCAGUUGUUCAGUUUGUAAGAAAACAUUUGCCCAAAAGGUUCAACUCAAAACACAUAUGAGGACACACUCAGGAGAAAAACCUUUCUGCUGUUCAGUCUGUAACAAAGUUUUUGCUCUACGCUCUCAUCUCAAAACGCACAUGAUGACACACACGGGGGAGAAACCUUUCAGUUGUUCUAUCUGUAAGAAAGUGUUUUCUGCAAGUUCUCACCUUAAACCACACAUGAGGACACACACAGGAGAGAAACCUUUCAGCUGUUCUGUCUGUCAGAAAGUGUUUACUCUAAGCUCUCAUCUCAAAAUACAUAUGAGGACACACACAGGAGAGAAACCAUUCAGCUGUUCAGUCUGUAAGAAAGUUUUUUCUGUAAGCUCUCAUCUCAAUAAACAUAUGAGGAGACACACAGGUGAGAAACCAUUCAGCUGUUCAGUCUGUAAUAAAGUGUUUGCUAUAAACUCUGACCUCAAAACACACAUGAGCACACACACAGAAGAGAAACCGUUCAGCUGUUCAGUUUGUAAGAAAACAUUUGCCCGAAUGACUUAUCUCAAAACACAUAUGAAGAGACACACUGGGGAGAAACCAUUCAGCUGUUCAGUCUGUCAGAAAGUGUAUGCUGAUCAUUCUAAUCUCAAAAAACAUGUGAGGGUGCACCAUAGCCUGCAUAUAUCGACGGACAUAACUAACGCACAAGCCGACACAUUCCAAAGAGGAAGUUCUCAUGUGGCUCUUCCGGCUCCUUCUGACUCUGGCUCCCCUUGAUUUACGCUGGAAUAUUAAGGCCCCUCUCUCUGUAACUGCUGCUGUGAGCCUCGUCAUUUUGGUUUUAAAAUGUUCGUAUCAACCUGCUCUGCAUGAUCCUGUUGGGUAUUUUUUCGCUAUUUUGUUUGUUUAAAAAAAGAGCGUGGCUUCAAAUUCGCCCUUGUAACCGUGAACAUCGUGAGCUUCAUUUGAGUGGAGCCGAACGCUGUGGUUGACGUCACACUUGCAUAAUCUGCUUGUUUAUACAGUCUGUGGGACACACACAGGAGGAUUCAGCUGUUCGAUCUGUAAGAAAACAUUUGUGAGGAAGCAUCAUCUCACUCCACAAGAGAGAAGACAGAGAUAGAGACCUUCCAGCUGUUCAGCCUGGAAGAAGACGUUUUCUAUCAGGAGUUCUUUGCCUAGAAGAAUGUAAAAAAAAAAAUAAAAAUCCAUUCAUCUGUACAUGUUUUUCUUUGCACUAGUGGGGCACUUUGAAUGUUUCUGUACUAUGAUCACAUUUGAGCUGU
Molecule: messenger RNA, 2523 nt
Organism: Boleophthalmus pectinirostris (great blue-spotted mudskipper)
Lineage: Eukaryota; Metazoa; Chordata; Actinopteri; Gobiiformes; Gobiidae
Product: oocyte zinc finger protein XlCOF22-like
Exons: 4
Coding region: 230-2014 (594 amino acids)
Biological process (GO): regulation of transcription by RNA polymerase II
Molecular function (GO): DNA-binding transcription factor activity, RNA polymerase II-specific; RNA polymerase II cis-regulatory region sequence-specific DNA binding
Source: RefSeq, a predicted model, not a curated record